AUGUGCAAAAACAAAAUGGCAGCGAACGUGUCGGAACCUACACCAUCCCGAACUCCACGAACUCGGCCGAGUCAGUCCCCUCGAGAUUCACGAACUCGGCCGAGUCAGUCCUCAAGUCCUUCCACUUCUAACCCCAGCAGCGCAGCUUACACUUCCACUUCAUCUUACGCGAAAGGGACGUCGUCGGGGACUUCAGUUUCAAGCCGGACUUCACUCUCAAGCCUUCGAGAAUCCCUCUCCGAAAAUCCUCACAUCUACGACAUAAGUGAAAUUCGAGCCGCCACUAACAACUUCUUAGCCAAACGCUACUCCUCCUCUUCCUCCUCCGCCGCGUCCACCGCAGCUUGUUGGCGCUGCAACCUCCGUGGCCGUGACACCGUCGUUUUCCAACGCAAGUUCCGCCGCAAAAUCCAAACUCCUCAACUCAAAGAACGAUUAUCCGUCAUUUGUAGAAGCCAUCACAUGAGUAUAAUCAAACUCCUCGGAGCUUCCAUCUCAGGUGAUCACAUUUACCUCGUUUAUGAGUUCAUCGAAGGAUCGAAUCUUGUUGAUUGCUUGAGAAACCCUAGGAAUCCAAGCUUUACUGUUCUCUCCAUGUGGAUUUCGAGAAUGCAGAUCGCUACUGACCUCGCUCACGGCCUCGAUUAUAUUCACAAUAACACCGGAUUAAAUCUCAGCAUCGUUCAUAAUCAUAUUAAGAGCAGUAGCAUUAUCGUAACGGAGCCUUCUUUUAAUGCAAAUAUUUGCCAUUUUGGAACGGCACAGCUUUGCGGCGAAACGGACGAGAAUGAAAGGCGAGAACUCAAACGCGAAACAGAAAUCGAAGAAGUGCUCGAAGAAGGUGACGCCGCGAGUUUAAGGAAAUUGAAGAGAUCCGACAGUGGAGAGAGGCAGUUCGAAGGAGCUAGAGGCUACAUGUCGCCGGAAUUCAGAUCCAGCGGCGUCGCGACACAGAAAUCCGAUGUAUUCGCCUUAGGAGUGGUGAUUUUGGAGCUGUUGUGCGGGGAGGAGCCGUUAAAAUACAGGUACGACAAAAGGACCGGUGAUUUCGUACGGACGUCGGUGACGGAGACGGCAGCGGCGGCGGUGGAGGCAAGGGAAACGCUGAGGAGGUGGAUGGACAGGAGGUUGAACGAUUCGUUUCCAGUUGAGGUGGCGGACAAGUUGAUUCGUCUAGCGUUGGAUUGCGUACACGUGGAUCCAGAUAAACGGCCGAGCAUGGGACGCGUGGCAGGGAAGAUUUCCAAGCUUUAUCUGGAGUCCAGGAUUUGGUCGGAUACCGUCAAACUUCCGACUGGAAUCUCGGUCUCCUUGGCGCCCAGAUGACUUGGAAACAUUGCGGCUAAUUUAUUUAAUAUUUCUUUACUUUUAUUUUUAUUUUUUAAAAUUUUAUGUCAUUGUUAUUAUUUGAUUUUGUAGGUAGACUCAAAUUGAUCUUGACAGAAGUGGAAAAAUACAAAGAUAUUUCCGUUUUUUUAUUCCAUGAAAAA
This is a messenger RNA of Theobroma cacao (cacao), 1490 nucleotides long. RefSeq names its product Protein kinase superfamily protein. The record is from RefSeq and is a predicted model, not a curated record. Gene Ontology annotation, molecular function: ATP binding; protein kinase activity. Lineage: Eukaryota; Viridiplantae; Streptophyta; Magnoliopsida; Malvales; Malvaceae. Gene Ontology annotation, biological process: protein phosphorylation.